This is a messenger RNA of Paramecium sonneborni, 917 nucleotides long. NCBI's taxonomy places the organism in Eukaryota, Ciliophora, Oligohymenophorea, Peniculida, Parameciidae. The record is from the annotation of a GenBank genome assembly.
AUGUCUAAAUAAUUACAAAAUGAUAAAUAAUAAAAUGUUAUCCAAGCAUCAGGAUUAUAAGAAGCGUAUGAAUGUAAUCUAUAUAUGUAAAUUAGACUUGCUUAGAUAAUUAUGCAAGAAAGGGUUACCAACUGGAAAUGUGUAUGAAUUUUCAGCAUAAACAAUAUUGAAAUAUGAAAAAAAACUAAAAAAUUAGAAUAUAUAAAUUAAAGCUUAGUAAGCUGCUAAAGAAGCACAUGGUAAUUAUUGUAUUCAUUUUAGAAAAAUUUGUUAAAAAGAUGUAGGACAAAGAACAAAAGAAUUUAGAAGAAGUUUCAAAGUAUGAAUUAGCAUUUAGAGAAGAAUAAAAGAGAAAAGAAUAACAUAAUUAAUCUAUCUCUUAAGAACCUGAUCAACGGCAAACUAUAGGGAAAUAAAGUUUAGAUAUGAAAAAUCAACAAAAAGACAAAGUUGAUUAAUCUCCACCUAAAGGAUAAAAAAAGCAAAAUGAUAUAUAGCCAUCUCCUCCUAAAUAAGAAGUUAAAGUAUAAAAAUAAGAGCCUGAAUAAAUUUAGUAACAAUAACCAAUAAACUAAUAACAAUAACAAGGAUAGGGAUAAUAGCAAUAAUAAUAAAAUAAUAAUAAUAAAAAGGGAUCAGUUCAGAAUUCGAAAAAGGAUACAAAGAAACAGAAUUAGACUGAGUAAUCUAUAUUAAAAGAAUUAAAAUUAGAAGAAUAAAAAGAUUACUAAAAAUAAUAAGAAUAAUAAUAAAAGCAAUAAGAGUAAUAAUAAAAUCAAUAAUAAUAAUAAUAAUAAUAAUAAUAAUAAUAAUAAUAAUAAUAAUAAUAAUAAUAAUAAUAAUAAUAAUAAUAAAUUAAAGAAUAACCAAAAGAACAAUAAAAAUAAGAUAAUAAAAAAACAACCAAGAAAAAGUGA